This is a messenger RNA of Sugiyamaella lignohabitans, 966 nucleotides long. RefSeq names its product Env9p (gene ENV9). The transcript has a single exon. Bases 1 to 966 code for a protein of 321 amino acids. NCBI's taxonomy places the organism in Eukaryota, Fungi, Ascomycota, Dipodascomycetes, Dipodascales, Trichomonascaceae. The record is from RefSeq and is a predicted model, not a curated record.
AUGACUUUCGAUUCCAAGACUAGCUCAGAAGAAGUAGCACAGGCCUUUUCUUCGGAAAUCAAAGGCAAGGUUUUUCUCGUUACUGGUGCCACUUGGGGAGGAAUUGGUGCUGAUAACGCCCGAGUCCUCUCUGGUCAUGGUGCUAAGCUGGUUAUUGUUACUGGUCGUAGUCAAUCUAAGUUGGAUGAGACCAUUGGCAAUAUCAAGAAGGAGAACCCCAAUGCUAACAUUCGCGGCCUUAUCUUAGACCUUUCUUCUUUCAAGUCUAUCCGAAAAGCCGCUGAGGAGGUCAACAACUACUCAGAAAAUAUUGAUGUUCUCAUCAACAACGCCGGAGUCAUGGCAUGUCCCUACUCCAAGACCGAGGACGGGUUUGAAUUGCAGUUCGGCACCAACCACCUUGGUCAUUUCCUGUUCACCAAUUUGAUUCUCAAGAAGAUUUUGUCUUCUCCCCACCCCAGAGUAGUCAACUUGAGCAGCAUGGGGCACGGUCUUGCACCUAUUAUCUUUGGAGACAUUGGCUUUUCCGACGGUGCUACAUAUGAAAGAUUCCAUGCGUACGGACAAUCCAAGACAGCCAAUGUGUUAUUUUCCAGAGAACUCAGUCGAAGAUACAAGAGCCAAGGUUUGGUAUCCUUCAGCGUCCAUCCAGGAGCCAUCAUGGAUACCAACCUCGGCCGACACAUGAACUUUGACGGCGACAUCAACAAUAUUGGAAUUCCAAAAGAUUACUGGGGAACCGACGAUUUCUACCACGACAUGGCCAAUGUGAGAAUGAAGAACGUCACUCAAGGAGGAGCCACGACCUUAGUUGCCGCCCUUGACCCCGCAAUUGCAUCUCAAUCUGGAGCGUACCUCGACGACUGCCAAAUCCAUGAAGACUUCUGCCGAAACCACGCCAAACAGCCCAACGAUGCAUUCAAGCUCUGGAACCUCAGCGAAGAACUCGUCGGACAGAAGUUCUAG